Chenopodium quinoa (quinoa) is the source of this 385-nucleotide messenger RNA. Its product is annotated as kxDL motif-containing protein 1-like. Bases 11 to 385 code for a protein of 124 amino acids. Gene Ontology annotation, cellular component: BORC complex. The transcript has a single exon. Lineage: Eukaryota; Viridiplantae; Streptophyta; Magnoliopsida; Caryophyllales; Amaranthaceae. The record is from RefSeq and is a predicted model, not a curated record. Gene Ontology annotation, biological process: lysosome localization.
UUCGUUUGAAAUGACAUAUGCUGUUUCUAUCUUAUGUCGCUUUAUAGAAAUGGAAGAAUCAGAGAGGGCAGCAAUAAGGGCUGCAUCGAAAGAGGUUUCUCAUGAAGUCAAUACUCUGAUGAAUGCGGAGGCUAUUGAUUCACUCAGGCAAAUGCAACACCUCAUAUUAGGAAGAUUGCAAGACAUCAAAGCAGUGCUUUCACAUUUUAAUGAAUACUCAGAGAAUCGCUAUGCAGAUGUCAUGGCUGACUUUUCAAAAAACACUCUUUUGAAAUCAAUGAAGACCGACCUUGACUACAUAUUUCUGAAACUGAGAAGCAUCAAGUCCAAGAUAUUUGCUACUUAUCCUGAUGCGUUUCCUAAUGAAUCCUUGGAAAGUGGUUGA